This is a messenger RNA of Setaria italica (foxtail millet), 5011 nucleotides long. RefSeq names its product putative disease resistance protein RGA1. The record is from RefSeq and is a predicted model, not a curated record. Gene Ontology annotation, molecular function: ADP binding. The coding region runs from base 1651 to 4983 and encodes 1110 amino acids. Gene Ontology annotation, biological process: defense response. The transcript has 6 exons. Lineage: Eukaryota; Viridiplantae; Streptophyta; Magnoliopsida; Poales; Poaceae.
GGGCUGCGGCUGAAUUGCUCGUUUGUGCCCAAAACACAGUGUAACCUUGCCUUGACCUCCUUUUCUCUAAUUAAGAUUAUACAUUUUUUAGUCUAAACACCACAAAUGCUAAAGGACUAUAUGGGCAGGGUCCUAGAUCCGCCCAUUCACAAAAGGAAAAAGAAGAAAAAAACAAUGGCUGUAAAUUUAAAAGGUCCUCCUAAUUUAGAACUUAUCGAACGAGGCAUGAUCACCAAAAUGCCAAUCAUCCUGUCACAUUUUUGUUCUCUCACAAAAGCAAAAUUGGUGAUAGGGCCCUGAAUACCUGGUCUAUGACAAGUUGGCCCACUUGUAAGUGGAUGUCUCCUUUUCUCGCUCCCCAUUCUUCCCUAAAUCCCGAAGCCGCUCUCCUGCUGUCAAUUUUAGAAACUUCUUCCUGCCGUCCCAUCCUCCCUCUGGCGGCGCAGGGGAAGCGCAAGAUCUGAGCGGACGUGGCCCAGGAUGGCGCAGCCUGCCUAGCUCCGUGGGCUACCUAUGGGGGGGAAUCAGACGGCGGCGCCUCGCUGCUGUUGCGAGGUAGUCCUAAUCUUGACAAGUCGCGGGGACACCACUGUCGUUUCAAGGACUUUGACGGAUAGCUGAUGACAGUCAUAUGGUCAUAUAUUGGAGCCAAUUUCAAAAGCAAUGGAAUUGGGCCUCAUUCCAUGUGAAACGAUGGAUUGAAGAAUUAUCAAUUUGGCAAUUUUUCUCUUGGACUGUUCCUCACCCGGCCUGAUGUCAAGCACUCAUCGCACUGUGUGAUUGGCGUCCCCUUCAGCCACAUGGUGGGGGUAGGGGAGUUUCUCGCCUCGGCCGCAUUGAAGCAGGUCGGCGGCAUGCUAGGUAGUGCCAUCUGGGAGGCGAUCGCCUCGCAGCUGAAGCUAGGUGAUGAGCUCAAAGGCCUCAAGGAUACUGUGGAUGCCAUCCAAAAUAGCAUGGUUAGGGUGGAGAAGCGGUUGAUGAAAGAUGGUGACGUCUGCGUCUGGAUGAGGGAGCUAAAGGCAGCAGCCUAUGACAUGGAGGACAUUAUUAUGGAAUUUGAAGGUGCUAUCCUGAGUAAUAAAGAUGACUCGCAGAAUAACAAAUCUACAACGGAGAUCUCCAUUCCUCUGAAGUUGCGGCUAAGCAUGCCUAGCAAGUUGAAGGCCAUGAAACAAAGAUUGGACAACAUAGAAAAGCUGAGGCGGUUCGACUUGAUGGUGGACACAAGCUCUGACGACCAGGACGUGAUCCAGACACGGGCUACAGGCCCUUGCCUUGUAGAAGGUAUACUUGGGAGGGACAAGGACAAGGUAGAGUUGAUGAAGUUGCUGCAAGAAGAUUGCAAGCACACCAUCAUCCCUAUAUAUGGCUUUGGUGGUCUGGGUAAAACCACUCUCGCCCAAAUGGUUUUCGAUGACAAUACAACUAAGAGAGAUUUUGAUAUCCAGAUUUGGGUUUAUGUCUCCACAAGUUUUAGCGAUGAAAAGAUUGGUCGAUCAAUUAUCUCCCAAGUAGAUGGACAGAGUAACCAGUAUGACUUGUCCUCCGUGCAGAUGCGCGUGGAGAUGAUCCUCCGUGGAAAGAAGUAUCUUAUUGUUUUAGAUGACUUAUGGGAAGAAAACACAGGACAAUUGCAAAAGAUAAAAAGCGAUGUUGAAAGGUGGCGCACCAGGCAGAAAGAUAAUUGUGACCACUCGAAGUGAACAGGUUGCUAAGCGGAUGAAUCGAGAGUUGCCAUUCAAGUUGGGUGCCUUGCCUUACGAUGACUGCUGGAAGCUGUUCAAAGCUAAGGCAUUUCCAAAUGGAAUUAAAGAAUCUGAAAUGGCAAAGGUACAUAUGGGGGAGAAAAUAGUAAAGAAAUGCGAUGGAGUGCCUUUGGCAGUCAAAUCUCUUGGGGAUCGUCUGCUAGAUAUGCCGAUGCACAAGUGGGAAGAAACUCUGAAGAGUGACCUGUGGGAACACGAACGCGAUCCAACGACUGGAACAACAUCUACUGCAAUAUUACCAUCCUUGAAGAUUAGUUACUACCACAUGCCAUAUUAUCUGAGACCUUGCUUUGUAUACUUUUCUGCCUUCCCAAAAGGCUUCGUCAUAGAGAAGAGAGAACUGAUUCAUAAGUGGAUUGCUCUGAGAUUUGUUCUGACCACACAUCGUGCUGAGGAAUACCUACAUGAACUUUGUCAGAUGUCAUUCCUGGAGGCUACAAGUGACUCUAUCUCGAUUUCUGCAAGAUACUCCAAGCUUAAUAACCCUCAUAAUGUAUUAUUCAAAAUGCACGAUUUAGUUCAUGAACUUGCUAGGUCAGUUGCUAUUGAGGAAGUUGCCAUCUGUGAUGGCAAACAAGGAAGCUUCGGUCCUAAAAAGGACAACUAUCGAUACACGUUGUUGUUGAAUUUCAAAGGUCAGCACCCAAAAUGCAAAGAUAUGCCUUUCAAAGCAAGGGCUGCUCAUUUUAGUGGCUGCACAGGAUGUCAGCCUUCGAAGGGUGCCUUUUCAGAAACUAAAUGGCUGCGUGUAUUGGACUUCCCACGCAUGCAAACUGUUGAGCUACCCAGUUCUAUGGAAAACUUGCACCACCUGCAGUUUUUAAAUCUUUCAGAAAAUACCAGCCUCAAAAAGCUCCAUAGCUCCUUUUCUAAAAAAGUAAAGCUCCAUAGUUCCACUUCCAUUUGUGACUUUCAGAAGCUACACUAUUUGGAUCUACAUGGCUGCUCGAAUCUUAGUGAGCUUCCAGGUCCCAUUCACAGACUCCAAGUCCUGGAACAUCUUGAUCUAUCAGGAUGUACCAGCCUACAAAAGCUACCUUCACAAUUUGGGGAGCUGCAAAAGCUUUCGUUCUUGAACUUGUCAUGUUGUUCAAAGCUUGAGAUGCUUCCAGACUCUUUCAGUCUACUGAAAAAUUUGGAACAUCUGAAUCUGUCCUCCUGCUGCCAGCUUAAGCAACUGCGUACCCUGUCAUUCAAGAGAAUGAAGGGACUUCUUUAUCUUAAUUUGUCUGGUUGUACUUGCCUUGAGGCACUUCCUGAAUUUUGUGUGGGCAAUGAUGGCUGCCUGAACCUGGAGAUUUUGGAUUUAUCUGAUUGUGGGAGGCUUAUUGAUCUUUCUGAAUCUUGUGCCAGACUAAAUAAACUCCGAUUUCUGAAUUUAUCUGGUUGUCCUUGCAUUCCGAAAAUUAUCUGCUUUCUUAGUAAAUUUGUAAAUUUGGAGUACCUAAACCUAUCAGCGUUAUCAGGAUUUGAUGUAAGAAAAGAUUCUGAAGCUCCAAGCUCCUCUACACAGCAUUCCUCUGAUUAUUCUGGUGAGGAGUUGAGCCUGAAAAUGCUGCAUGACACAUUGAAAAACAUGCAUUGCCUUGAGUACCUUUCAGUUGGAGGGAUGUCACUGUUCUCAAAGGAAGGCAUCUCCAGUGACCUACUAACCCUACCGGAUUUUGUGGUCUCAGAAAGAGGCAGUGGUGAUUGCAGCAACAUUAUCCUUCUACAGAAUAUCCUUGAUUCUACAAACAGUGAACUAAAUAUCAAAUGCCUUGAGGUUGUGACGUCUGCAGAGGAAGCAAAGGGGGUGCAACUGGGAAGGAGACAUCGGCUUGCUUCUUUGAGUUUGGAGUGGUCCUCAUUAGAAUGGUCAGAGGAACCCCAAGUGACGACAAGGGAUGUGCUCGAAAAUUUGAAGCCUCAUCCAGCUUUAAAGCAUCUCACUAUAAAGGGCUAUAAUUACAGUAUGUUUCCUAGUUGGAUGAGGGAGAUAUGUUCUACACUCCCAAAUCUGGUGAAACUGGUAUUGUCUGAUCUCGUAGAGUGUGACCAGCUUCCAACUCUAGGAAAUCUAUCAAACUUACAGGAGCUUGAAAUUCGUAAUAUGCCUAAACUUAUGGAAGCAUGUUUAGCACCAUGCAGAAACCUAAAGAGACUGUCGCUUGUUGAACUAGCAUUCGGAUGCACCUUGUGGUUUUGCCAAGAUGGUUCGGCUUUGAGAACAAAUAGAAGCUCUGAAGAGAUACAUGACAUGGAAUUAGAUCCUUCAGAAGAAUUCAAGAGGCUUGAAGUGUUCAGGACGCAGUCUGGUGAUCCUUCCCGAGGAAAAGGAAAAGCAAAGUUUACAGCAAUGACAAGGAACAUGAUGGAAACAUUACUGGGAGUGACUAAAAAGAGAACACAGAUGACACACGUUCCUGUAUCUUCUUCUGCACCAUGUCCAGCCAAAGAAGCAUUCCCUCCGCUUUGCUAUCUGAAGAUAGAACACUGCAAUUAUCUGAAACUAAAACCAAGAAUCCCCAACAGCCAGGAGUUCUUCAUCAACGAGUCGUCAAUCCCCACAUUGACACGUAUUAAUAGUGAUGAUUUGGAGUUCUUCGUCAACGAGUUGUCAAUCCCCACAUUGACACGUAUUAAUAGUGGUGAUUUAGUCAUUGAACAAACCAUCCAAAAACUCAAGAUAUCGAACUGUAAGAGCUUUGAUCUUCAGAAACUGCCUGGCAUUCAAUCAGUACAUGAGCUUGAAAUUGAUUGCCUCGAGAAGUUUCACCGUUUUUAUGAAUUGAGAUGCAUGGAUCGUUUGGUGAAGCUAACUUUGUCAUCUCCUGAGAAUUUCUUGCACACAGACAAAGCUGAAAUCCUAAAGGCUAUUCCUCAAAUUCAAUGCAUCAAGAUAAAUGGGGGAAUGUAUUUUGCAGUACAAGAAAGUGAUUUUCUCCUCCGUCAAAAUACAGACUUUGGAAUCACAGACCUAUUUAUUUCAAAUCUUGAGAAGGUGAAUAGCGCUGAUGAAGUUGGCCUUGGAGAGUUGGCUACAUAUGACCAGCUGCGCACACUGAGAUUGGUAUGGUCCCAUGACGCAACUCUUAUUCCAGCAAUGGUUUAUCUGGAUCAGAAGAUAGGCCUAACAAUGUAUAUCUUAAUCUGGGCAAAAAAUUCUCCAGAGCUGAUGAUUCUUCAGUUCUCCAAAGACUCCAUCCUCAUCCUAACCUAUCAACACUUCAAAUAGAAGGUUAUCGAGAUGCCACAUUUUGUGG